Messenger RNA from Acanthopagrus latus (yellowfin seabream), 4261 nucleotides. RefSeq names its product sodium- and chloride-dependent GABA transporter 2-like. Bases 388 to 2220 code for a protein of 610 amino acids. Lineage: Eukaryota; Metazoa; Chordata; Actinopteri; Spariformes; Sparidae. Gene Ontology annotation, biological process: sodium ion transmembrane transport. Gene Ontology annotation, cellular component: membrane. The record is from RefSeq and is a predicted model, not a curated record. The transcript is spliced from 15 exons.
GCAAAUUCCCAACUGGCAGAUAACUGAAGCCUGUGUACAGCCACUGACAGAACAGGGACGGCUCAGCUGAUUUGGUUUAGUUGUUAGCAACUGAGCUAAUCUCAGUGACUCAAGCUGCUCCCGUCUCAGUGGAAAAAUACAGAAGGGAAGUAGUAUACCUUGGAUCUUUAUCAGAGCCAAACAGUUUUCUAGUUAGACGGUAUGGCGUGCAGACCAGUCCGACCAUAAUUAGGUCGUAGAGGAGCCAAAGGAAACCAUAGCUACUUUGUUUCUCACUCUGGCUCUGUUCAUGACAUGUUGUUUGUGUAGAAAGCUUGUUGUGCACCCAGCUGAGAGGAAUACUGAUCAGUUGCGCUGUAAGCACCAUUUGGGGGAGGGGGCUUUGUGAUGGAGGGGGAAUUCCUCAAAGGAAACAGCCAUGAGACGCCUGGUCAAGAUAACAGUCUUGCGAAGAAGACUCAGCUACUGGACCGCGGCCAGUGGGCGAACAAGUUGGAGUUCUUGUUGGCUGUGGCAGGAACCCUGGUUGGACUAGGAAACCUCUGGAGGUUCCCCUAUUUGUGCUACAAAAAUGGGGGAGGUGCAUUUCUGGUUCCAUACGUCUUGUUUCUGCUUGCUUGUGGUAUCCCAAUGUUCCUCCUGGAGACAGCCAUGGGACAGUUCACAUCUCAAGGCUGCAUCACGUGCUGGAGGCACUUUUGCCCUUUGUUUGAAGGGAUUGGUUAUGCUACCCAGGUUGUGAUUGCAUACGCUGCUGUGUCAUACAUUGUCAUCCAGGCAUGGGCUUUCUUCUACCUCUUCUCGUCCUUCAGCGCUGAGGUUCCAUGGGCCAGCUGCAGGAAUGACUGGAACACAGAGACUUGUGUUGAGUUUGACAAAAGAAAUGUUUCUUCCAACUGGACAGCAGCCGCGAACGCAACAACGCCUGCAACAGAAUUCUGGGAGAGACGAGUAUUGGGUAUAUCUCAAGGGAUUGAGGAGAUUGGUAGCCUGAGGUGGGAGCUGGCCUUGUGUCUCUUACUGGCGUGGGUCCUGUGCUACUUCUGUGUUUGGAAAGGAGUGAGAUCCACUGGAAAGGUAGUUUACUUUACAGCCACUUUCCCCUAUGUGAUGCUGGUGGUUCUGUUGGUUCGUGGACUGACUUUACCAGGAGCUGUAGACGGCUUAAAAUUCUACCUGUAUCCUGACCCGACAAGGUUGGUGGAUCCUCAAGUUUGGAUGGAUGCAGGCGCACAAGUUCUCUUCUCUUUUGGGAUUUGUCAGGGGAGUCUGACGGCUCUGGGCAGCUACAAUCAGUUUAACAAUAAUUGUUACAAGGACACAUUUGUUCUGUGUUUGGUGAACGGCGGGUCAAGUUUUGUGGCAGGGUUUGCAAUCUUUUCAGUUCUGGGGUUUAUGUCGUAUGAACAAGGACUGCCAAUAUCUGAAGUGGCUGCUUCUGGACCUGGUUUGGCAUUUAUCGCGUAUCCACGUGCAGUAGCCAUGAUGCCUUUACCGCAGCUAUGGGCUAUUUGCUUCUUCGUCAUGGUCAUCUUGUUGGGUGCAGAUACACAGUUUGUGAGCCUGGAGUGCCUCAUGACCUCGGUGACAGACAUGUUCCCCACUGUGUUUAGAAGAGCAUAUCGUCGGGAACUGCUGCUGCUUUGUCUUUGCUCUGUUUGCUUCUUUCUCGGCCUCCUUCUCGUCACAGAGGGAGGCUUGUAUUUCCUUCAGCUUUUUGACCAUUAUGUUUGCAGUGGCAACAAUCUUCUUCUUCUUUCAGUGUGUCAGUCUAUUGCAAUUGGAUGGAUAUAUGGUGCAGACAGUCUCUAUGAUGACAUCGAAGACAUGAUAGGUUAUCGUCCAUCGCCAGUUAUGAAGUAUUGCUGGCUUUACGUUACCCCCAUUGUUUGUAUGGGUACCUUCAUCUUCUCGGUGGUGAAGUACAAGCCUCUCAAGUUCAACAAAACCUACGUCUACCCGACCUGGGCUUAUGCUUUGGGCUGGUCCCUUGGACUGUUUUGUGUUCUCCUGGUUCCUCUGUGGAUCGUCUUUAAAAUGACUCAGAUGAAAGGGACAUUAUCGCAGAACCUAAGGCAGCUUUGCCGCCCUGAAAACCAGACGCACAACAAAGUAAAGCAACCGGAGCAAUGCCCUUUAAACCCCGACCCAAACACCCUCACUCCUGCUGCAAAUGAAUACAAGGCAAAUGGUGGAACUGAGAUGGAAAUGCAGGUGUGAGAGAGUGCAAAUAUUUUAUACAGUUUUAAAUAGGAUGUUUCUAUCUUAAACUUUCAAAAAGUUUUUUACAACCUUAGCAUUUUUAAGAAAUUAUGAUGAGCAAUACAUUCUGAAUACUUCUAGCUGCACUGGAUUUCCUUAUCAUGUCUGCAACCUGCACAAUAAGUAGUAAGUGUUAUCUUACUUUAAAAUAUCACUACGAUGUAAACAUACAGUAUUUACAAGCUAUUUUCAGUUAAUGUUUUUAUAUUUCAGUAUGCCACCACCAUAGAGGAUCAGGAGAUGCCAAUUUUGAUUAUCACUGCCCAAUAACAUGUACUGUUGCCACUGAUUUUUAGGCAAUCUUAUUUCCCAAAAAAGAUAAAAACACAUUUUUAAAAAGCUCCUAAUGUAGCAGCAACUGAUCUUAUCUUAUCUGGUGUUAAAUCCCGACUUUUUAUUCUUUGACUCAUUAAGCUUAACAUGCUGCAUGUAUUUGAAAUCGUUUGCCUUAUACAUAUCAAGACGCAGGGAAGAUUAAAAUUCAAGUAUACAUAUUUGCUCUAUUAGCUAUCUACUAUAUGUUAAAAAAUGUUUAUGGUGUUACAUGUAUUAAGCUACCUAUCUUUUGUUAAAUUCCCCCAUCAUUUGUUAUAAUAAAAUUGUGGGGGCUUUAAAACUGUUCAACAAACAGACAACUUCUAACUAUGCUCAUUAUCUCACUAAAUAAGGGGGUUUAGUUACGGGUCUUCACAGUCAUAGUUAACGUUAUGGAUGGAGUUUUAAUGGAUUGAUCAUGUAGACUGUACAGAUAUCUUGCUUAAAUAAUAUAAGAGACUGAGGUUGUACUGUUUCUGUCAACUAUGUGCUGAUAGGGCACUGAGAUCACCAUAUCAUGAAUGCUUGCUCUGCUUAGCAGUUGACUCAGAUAUUGAAUGUAGAGUAGCAAAGUGAAACUAAUUUCGGAUGUCAAGAGUCCAGGGUUCCAGAGUCCUAAUUAUAUUUGUGUGAAACUCUCCUGUUUGAAUCAUAACACAAAUGGGAUUAACAAGUGAAGCUUUAAAAGUCUAAGGUAUGCGCUCAUGAAAACUUGAGAAGAAAAGUUUACUACAACUCCCAAGAAGAAACAAACAGUGCAACCACUCAGCACAGAAUUCUGCUGCUGGCAGUCUGCAGAUCACACAUCGGAGUGCACUAUUUAUGCAUUCAGUUGUUUACAUUUUAUAUCAGUUUUGAUCAAAUUUAACCACUACAGUGCAUUGCUUGGAUCCUUAAUAAAAUCGUCAAGCAUUUGUCUGGCUUGUUGGUGGCUCAUGGGCAGUGUAGUACUUAAAUUAAUUUCAUAUAUAUAUAACACUGUAAAGAUGUUACGUAAAGAACUACAUAAGAAUUAUGAAAGGAGAAAUAUUUCUUAUAACCCCAGCUCUUCCCACUGAGAAUCUGUCAUUAGCUGUUUGAAAUGUCUUCAGUAAAUGUUGUGCAAACAAAAAUGUUCAGAGAUAUUUUAAUGUCAUACACGCACAAGGUAAUUAAUUCUGACUUUUGGCACAGACGAUAAUUAUACUAAUAAUGGUGUGAAAAACCAUGACAGCCAAUUGCUGGAAAAUUGAUUAGAAAAUUCUUGGCAACAUCACAAAUGUACCGAGAGGAGAAUCAUAUAUUAUUAAAGCUGAUGAAGUAACAAUAUUCUCAGACAUAAUACAUGUUAUGUCAAGUCUGUUGUAAUCACAUCAGACUCAAAGCACGAAUCAGUGUCAAAACUCAUGACUUCCAGUGAGAAUGACAGUCAAGAGUGACAACAUCAAGGUACUCAAAUAAAUUCAUGUUCACAUCAUGUAUGAGUCCAUGGAAGAGGAUCUCCUUCAGGUCCGCUUUUUGAUAAUUUUGCUCGCUUUAUUGUCUGUCUUUGCGAGCCAUUGUUAAACACUCGUGACUUAUUUUGGUAUCUAAAAUGUCAUACCACCACAUGUACUGUAAAUCACAAAAGUGCACUUUUUUUCACCAGUUUUUUUGUCAAAUUGUAUCCUUGCUAUGAUAAAUCAAUAAAUAUUGUUUCAUAUUG